AUGGCGGGAUGGUGGCAGUCAGGGGUCCAGGCAGCUGCCGCAAUCCCCAUGGUUCUGCCCAACCUGAAGCACAGUGGCUUCAGCCAUCCCCUACAGCAGGGGAUCUGCCGGCCGACCCAACGCUUCUGCAGCCCCAACUCAGCUCCAGCUCCCAAGUUGUCGAAGAAGCCCAAGAUGCAGGCCACAGGAGACACGUUCCCCAUCGACUGGAGCCCACCACAGGUCACGUUCCUGACCCCGAGGGCCACGGGGGACGUGGUCCCCAUCGACUGGAGCCCACCACAGGUCACGUUCCUGACCCCGAGGGCCACAGGAGACACGUUCCCCACCGACUGGAGCCCACCACAUGUCACAUUCCUGACCCCAAGGACCAUAGGGGACAUGGUCCCCACCCACUGGAGCCCACAGCAUGUUACAUUUCUGACCCCGAGGGCCACGGGGGACGUGGUCCCCACCCACUGGAGGCCACCGCAUGUCACGUUCCUGACUCCUUGGGCACCGAAAGCCGGCAGGGGGGCCCUAGCCCGCAGGUGGGUGGGUGCGGUGGAGCCUGAGGGCCCGAGGAGACUGGCCUGCUCAGUGCCCGUGGAGCCAGAGCAAGAGCCCCAGGACUCGGGCCCCAUGGAGGACCUGGCCUCACGGGAGGAGCAGCUCUGGAGGGCGGCAGGCCCCAGCCAGCAGGCUGUGGUGGGAAUCAGCACCGGGGGCUCAGGAAGCUAUGUCAACAGCUUAGGUUACUUGCUGCAGGAGAAGAGGGAACAGGCCCUGGAGCAGGAGCGGUGGGAGCUGCUCCUGCAACACCCUGCUGAUCAUGACUCCUUGCAUCUCCAUGAGGAGGCCGUGCCUCUCACACCCGAGCACAGGACGCUGGUGGAGAGGUUCACCAUGUCCCUGCAGGUCAUCCCCUCAGUCCACCCAGGAGAGGCCGUCUUUCUACCCAGGCAUCACCCCUUGCCUUGCGACCUGGACUGUUCGCACCUGGAGCCCCGUAACCACCUGGAAAGGCAGUUCCUCAGCUCCCCGCUGGCCCAGCAGCUCUCCUUCCUGCGCAGUGGCCUCCUGAGCAACCUCUACCUGCACCGGCCCGGCUGCCCUGUGCCCCUGCUCCGGUGGCUGUUCCAGCUGCUGACAUGGCCUCCAGAAAUUUCUUCGGGCGCCUUUGUUCUCCUGUGGGACCUCAGCGUGGAUGGUCUCUGUCGUCAGUCUGAUGAGGAUGUGCGCAUGUGGUGCCCCUCAACGCAAGAGGUCAUGGAGGUGGUCUGCAGCCUGGGCACCCACAUCCCUGCUCUGUGCCCGCAGGGGCCCUCUCCGCAUGGCAGGAGAGUGCUUGCAAGUGAGGCCAGCCCAGGCUGGCGUGAGCAGCAGGACACCCGCCAGGAGACGGCUUUGGACAUCAGCCUGAGCUACAUCUAUAAAUUCCUGACACUGUGUGCCCAGGCGCAGCCUGAGGCCGCCACGGAUGGAGACCUCUUGGACCUGAUGGAGCUGCUGUGCAGAGCUGGCCUGGACGUGCGGUUGCGCCUGCUGCCCAACACCGACCUGCAGCAGCUGCUGCUCCUGCUCCUCCAGAGCAUCCAGGAGUGGCCGGGGAAGCUCCGGCAGCUGUGCCGUGCCCUGAGCUUGGUGUCGGAUCACCACCACAAUCUGCUGGCUGUCGUGCAGUUCUUCCCAGAUGUGACCUCCCGCAGCAGGCAGCUUCGACGCCAGCUCAGCCUCGUGGUCAUUGCCCGGAUGCUGGGCCAGCAGGAGGCAGCCCUGCUCUGGAAAGAGGAGGCCCAGCUGGUAGUGCUCAGCCGGCUCCUGCGCCUCAUGAGGCCGGCAGCCCUCGGGCAGCACCUGGACUCCGAGGCCUCGCUACCCCGCCAGGAGCAGCAGCCCACAGCCAGUGCUAAGCGAGACUACAAGGUCUGCUACCUGUGCCACAGCCUCCUGACACUCGCGGGGGUGGUGGUCAACUGCCAAGACAUCACUCCAGACCAGCGGGAAGAGCUGCGGCUGUUGUGUAUGCAGUUGGACCGUCACAUCAGCACCCAUAUCCGGGAGAGCCCCCAGGCCAUGCACCGGACCACGCUCAAGGACCUGGCUACGCAGACCCACAUCCGCUGGCAGGAGCUGCUGACCCACUGCCGGCCCCAGGCCCAGUGCUUCAGCCCCGGGGAAGACAUCUAAAGGAGCAGGGCAGGGGUGGCCCAGGGCUGCGCUCUGCCAGGGAGUGAACAGGACCCAUGGAACUGAAGGAAGCAAAGAAUGGGGGCCAGAGGAGGACCAUCUGAUGAAGCAAGAGCCUGCCUCCACCAUGCCCUGACUCCCAGUGGCAAAGGACCCUGCCCCUCGCUGCCUGCCCCACCCCGCUCCCGCUCUCCUUCCCUGCCCAGCAUGUCCUCCUUGUCCUCCCACCCCCUUCCUCUCUCAUGAAUGUGAGGUUGCUCUGUGCACACUAAAGCCGAGUUUCACAUCAGUGGUUCAGAUGGUUUCCUGCAGCCCCUGUCCUGAGGUCUCGGGCCAGCGUCCGGUUUGCUGAAUAUUCA
Molecule: messenger RNA, 2528 nt
Organism: Myotis davidii
Lineage: Eukaryota; Metazoa; Chordata; Mammalia; Chiroptera; Vespertilionidae
Gene: FAM178B
Product: family with sequence similarity 178 member B
Exons: 16
Coding region: 1-2169 (722 amino acids)
Source: RefSeq, a predicted model, not a curated record